Molecule: messenger RNA, 2293 nt
Organism: Sitodiplosis mosellana (orange wheat blossom midge)
Lineage: Eukaryota; Metazoa; Arthropoda; Insecta; Diptera; Cecidomyiidae
Product: apoptosis-inducing factor 3
Exons: 5
Coding region: 228-2141 (637 amino acids)
Cellular component (GO): cytoplasm
Molecular function (GO): flavin adenine dinucleotide binding; oxidoreductase activity, acting on NAD(P)H; 2 iron, 2 sulfur cluster binding
Source: RefSeq, a predicted model, not a curated record
UUGUCUGCCUAAUUAAAUACAAUAGUUUGAGUUUCAGAGAUCGAUGUUUUAACUUCGGUUUUAUCCAAAUUUGCAUGAAAAGCAGCGGUGUUCAAACUGACCUUCCGCCACAAAAGUGUAGUCAACCUAAAAUGUAGAGUGAAAUCAAGUGCUUGUCUGUUAUCAUUAAUAAAUUGGUGGUGAAAUCAAAGUGAUAACCGGAGUUUUUAAUUGACAAUUGAAUUAAAAUGCUGUCAAGUAUAAAACGACCAAUUCAUUACUGCGUAUCCCACAGGCAAAUCGAUAUAUUAACUGGAUUUAGUUUGUAUUUGAAUCAAAGUGUUAAGCCUUAUCGAUUCCGAUCCAGUGUAUCCAGCAGCACUCCACUGUUUUAUCGCAACAAACCGCUUCCACAACCGACAAUAAUUGGAUUUUUCAAAUUCAAUAUGGGCUCAGUCAAUUGCAAGGCAUUCUCAUCGACAAAAACCGUACAGGAUGAAGAGGAUGCAAAACCUUACUGUAAAAAUGGAGCGGUGGAGCAGCAGCCAGAUGCCGAUUACGUUGAGAAGAUUGUGUGCGAGGAGAAUGACAUCGGUGAAAAUGAGAUGAAACAAUACGAAAUCGACGAUAAUUCGAAAGUGUUGGUCGUGAAGCAGAACGGCGUUAUUUCAGCCAUUGGAACGAAAUGUUCGCAUUAUGGUGCAUUAUUAUCGACGGGUGCAUUGUCAGAAGGCCGUAUUCGAUGCCCAUGGCAUGGAGCGUGUUUCAAUGUUCAAAACGGUGAUAUUGAAGAUUUCCCCGGAUUAGAUUCGAUUCCAUGCUACAAAGUGAACGUUGAACAAGGCAAAGUUCGUGUGCGAGCCAAACGUUCUGAUUUGCAAGCAAACAAACGAUUGAAAGACAUGGUGAAACGUAAUCCAAACAAUGACACGACUAUCAUCGUCAUCGGUGGAGGCCCCUCUGGCGGGGUUUGCGUAGAGACUUUGCGCCAAGAAGGAUUCGACGGUCGCAUUGUGAUGGUUUGCAAAGAAAAUGUUUUGCCAUACGAUCGCGUCAAACUGAGCAAAGCGAUGGAUGUACAAGUGAAGAAAAUCGAAUUCCGAACACUUGACUUUUACGAAGAGUACGGAAUCGAAGCGAUGACCGGAGUUGAGGCAACGAAAGUUAACAGCGAUGAGAAAACCGUUACAUUAAGCAAUGGCUAUAUUAUCAAAUACGAUAAAUUGUACAUUGCCACAGGAAGCAAAGCCCGAAAACCAAACAUUCCCGGAGCCGAUUUGAAGAAUGUAGUCGUUGUUCGAGAAUUCAUCGAUUCAGAGUAUAUUAUGAGUCAAGUAUCGCCGGACAAGCAUGUCGUUUGCUUGGGCCUUAGUUUCAUUGGUCUUGAAUCGGCCGCUUAUCUUUGCAAAAAAGUGGCUAAAGUAACAGUCGUUGGACGAGACACGAUUCCAUUGCGUCACAGUUUCGGUCCAGAGGUUGGCGAGAGAGUUAAGCGAAUGUUUGAAGACGAAGGCGUCGAAUUUAAACUACAAUCGGGAAUAAAACGGUGCAUUGACACUGACGGUGUGCUGACCGCGGUUGAGCUAAAUGACGGAACUCAACUCAAAUGUGAUAUUUGCAUAAUGGGCACUGGUUCGACGCUGUACACAGAAUUCCUCAAAGAUUCGGGAGUAAAUGUCAACCAAGAUGGUUCCAUUGAUACAAAUGUAUUUUUACAAACAAAUGUCCCAGACAUUUAUGCUGGUGGUGAUAUUGCAAAUGCUCCCGUGUUCUCGAUCGGUAAUAAUUUAGCAUCAAUCGGUCAUUACGCGUUAGCUCAAUACCAUGGUCAUGUUGCCGCUAAAAAUAUGGCAGGAAAUGAAACAGGUUUACAAGCCGUGCCUUAUUUCUGGACCACAUUAUUUGGAAAAUCGUUCAGAUACUCAGGAUAUGGAACACCACAUGAAACACGAAUUAUUGGCAGCCUGGAUGAGCUGAAAUUUGUGGCAAUCUUUUUGAACAAAGACGGCAACGUGUGCGGAAUGGCAUCGUGCCAAAGAGAUCCGAUCGUUUCGCAGUUUGCCGAACUUCAGUCACAGGGUAAAUCGAUUCACAAACUUGAACUCGAUGGAUCAAACGACCCAUUCGCAUGGACCAAAAGUAUUCAACCAGUUAAAGCCUAGAAACUAUAUAUUAUUUUUAUUUAGCACCUUUAAAUAAAGUUCGUUACUCAUGAAUUUAGCAUUUUUUUUUUAUUUUUUUUAACUAAAUGUAGCCUUUCGCUUUAGCAAUUGUUAAUGAAUAAAACAACUGUAUUUUAACGUACGUUACUAAA